UUCUGUGACCGUCUUUAAAGGAAGUGUCCUGGGACGUAGAGAGAAAGAAAGAAGCCCAAAGAAGGAAAAUAAAGGGCUAUGAUUUCCUUGUCCUGUUGCUUUGUCUCUGGCUCCCUCUGCCUCUGGAAGAGUAGCCACAGGACACAAAGAUGCCCAGCUGGUCACUGCACGCCCAAGUUCAGUUUAGCUGGUGCUUCUCUCCUGUUUAGCCUGACUGCUUUCUCUGAAGGGGAGGACUCAUAGCCCGACAGCCUUUUAGUUUAACCUGAAGAGUGUGUGCCGCCUCUCUCUGCCCACCCCAAGAACUCGCUGGAGGUGGAGGAGAGGGGAGAAAGAGGAGGACUUGAAAGUGCCUGAGGAGCUCCCGAUGCUAAGAGGAGACAAACAUUCCUGUGGACGACGCAGAAAGGACAAAGCUGACUGAUUUAUUGCUGUUUUCCGUAUUUUUUUUUUAUCUCCCUGUCCUUUGGCGCACACCAGUGUUUGGAGAUCUUUGAAAACACAAACCAAAACACCAGCCCCGAAGCCCCAACCCCUUGGCUAGCUCUUAUGGGAAUGAAACACUCCUCCCGCUGCCUGCUCCUAAGGAGGAAAAUGGCGGAGAACGCUGCCGACAGCACCGAGGUUUGCACCAUUCCAUCCCAGCCUCCUCAGCCUGCUGUUGUUCCAAAGCCAGUUCAGUCUGUCAUCCAUGCUCCAUUGCAACCCAGCUGCCCGGGCCGAGGCAAGAUGGCAAAGCUCAUCAAUCCAGAAGAGAUGACAUCCAGGGAUUAUUACUUUGAUUCGUAUGCUCACUUUGGAAUUCAUGAGGAAAUGUUAAAAGAUGAAGUGCGCACAUUAACCUAUAGAAACUCAAUGUAUCACAAUAAACAUGUUUUUAAAGAUAAGAUUGUCCUCGAUGUUGGAAGUGGCACGGGAAUCCUCUCCAUGUUUGCUGCAAAGGCAGGAGCCAAGAAGGUAUAUGGGAUUGAAUGCUCAAGUAUAUCUGACUACUCAGAAAAAAUUAUCAAGGCCAACCACUUGGACAACAUAAUCACAAUAUUUAAAGGUAAAGUGGAAGAAGUUGAAUUACCUGUGGAUCAAGUAGACAUCAUCAUCAGCGAGUGGAUGGGUUACUGUCUGUUCUAUGAGUCAAUGUUAAACACAGUCAUCUUCGCACGAGACAAGUGGCUGAAACCUGGAGGGCUAAUGUUUCCAGACCGAGCUGCUUUGUACGUGGUAGCAAUUGAAGACAGACAGUACAAGGACUUCAAAAUUCACUGGUGGGAGAAUGUGUACGGCUUUGACAUGACCUGUAUUAGGGAUGUUGCCAUGAAGGAGCCCUUGGUGGACAUAGUAGAUCCAAAGCAAGUGGUGACCAACGCCUGCUUAAUAAAGGAAGUAGAUAUUUAUACAGUGAAGACUGAAGAAUUGGAAUUUACUUCUGCAUUCUGCCUCCAAAUUCAACGCAAUGAUUACAUUCAUGCUUUGGUCACCUAUUUUAAUAUUGAAUUUACAAAGUGCCACAAGAAGAUGGGAUUUUCUACAGCACCUGAUGCUCCUUAUACUCACUGGAAGCAAACUGUCUUCUACUUGGAGGACUAUUUAACUGUGAGACGAGGAGAAGAAAUCUAUGGGACUAUAUCCAUGAAACCAAAUGCAAAAAAUGUGCGUGACCUGGAUUUCACAGUAGAUUUGGAUUUUAAAGGACAGCUGUGUGAAAUGUCAGUAUCUAAUGACUACAAAAUGCGUUAGCAAGAAACCUCGCAGAGAGAUGAAAAGGAGAAUUUUAUCAAGUCUUGAACUGCUGAGCUUCAAGCUAGGAACAACUGAUCACAAGAUUAUUAUAUUAAAUACUAGAAUGUUUACUCUGAUGGAGGGUGGUAACCUGAUCUUUCUUGCAGAUAGUACAGGGGGCUGGGAUCCCACUGUGAAUGUACAGUAUACAGAACUGUAGCUUUUGUUAAACAUAGAAAAAAAAAUAAGCAACAGUCUUGAGUGUUCUGGUUAACUUUAGGAUGGCAGAAGAUGCAUAUACAAAUUGUAUUACUUACUGUGAAUUUCUGGUUCUUCCAAGCUUUGCAUGUUAAAGAUGAUUAGGGCAGUUUUCUCACUAUGAAAGACUACUACAGCACAUUACUGUGAUAGUAUUACUGGACUUAUAUUCAAUAUAAAUGAAUAUAUAUAUUGUACAUGAGGAAAAAAAAUCAUUUCAUAAUAGGAAUUUGUUUUGUGAUUAUUUAAUUCUCAUUACGCAGUUAUGGAAAGAUACUGAUGUUACCUCUGGCGCUACUCUAGGCAGUGAUAUAUUCCAUUAACUGUCCAAUGUUAUAGCUUUGGUAAAUAUUCCAUGCAAAGUGUAGAUAAGAGCUGGGCAUUUACAGGAAGUUCAACAACUAUAUUUUUGAAUGUCCUCUGAAAAUGUGGAUCAUUAGUUUUGAAAUUCACCUUCACAACUGGAUGUCUGUCAGAGCUUUAAAAAACAUUAGCUUUUUAUCCUUGAAAAUAUUCUGUGGUGAGUUUUUAUAGCUGGAUUUUGCAUGAGACUUUCAGAAAUCAGACACCUAGUAUUUAAAUGUGAUGAAUGCAAAGUCUCUGAAAUGGUGGAUAAUUCAUGCUUCUUGGCCAUGCCAUAUUUCAGUUCUUUGCAAAAUUCUUAAUACAAAAUAAUUUUUAAAAAAUAGGAAUUCGUGUUACCUUUUGGUGAUGUUUUAGAUAAGUUUUAAAUUGCAAAUAAUAUUCUCAAGAGUGCAGUAAUUUGCAGGAGCAAGUUAAUGUCUUUAAAAAAAAUGUCGACAGCUUCUGAUACUACUAAGAUGUCUGUAGCUUUCCCAUCCCCUUGAGUCCCUUGUUUUUCGUACCAAAUCUCCUGCUUAUUGUUGAAAUAUUAAGUGCUUAUAAUUCCUCAUAUGUAUGUAUCAGGUCUCUUUUUACUAUAUGAAUGUGGGCCAUUUAAUCACAUGUAAUUCAUCAACAACUGCAUCACCAGUCCUAUCGACACAUUUUCCGGUCUGUCUGGCAUUAGGCACUAAAUCAUGUUCUAUCUUGUACUGGAUAAGAUUGACUAGUUUUUUGCCUAAAAAUAUUUUUAAUCACCUGCAAAUAAAGCAUACUUGAAGAUGUAUUUUGCCAGUAUUUGUCAACUUCCCGCUUUUUAGAAACCUGUUUCUAUUGAUUUUCCCUCCACAGAAACUGUACAGUGCCUCCAUUUUCUUAUGGUUUUAAGAAUAUGAUCUGGGGAUUUUAUCGAAUGGUACCUAUGUAGAGUGAAAUUAAACUGUAAUUCAGCAGUAAA
This is a messenger RNA of Camarhynchus parvulus, 3274 nucleotides long. RefSeq names its product protein arginine methyltransferase 8 (gene PRMT8). Lineage: Eukaryota; Metazoa; Chordata; Aves; Passeriformes; Thraupidae. The record is from RefSeq and is a predicted model, not a curated record. The transcript has 10 exons. Gene Ontology annotation, molecular function: protein-arginine N-methyltransferase activity. Gene Ontology annotation, biological process: peptidyl-arginine methylation. Bases 550 to 1734 code for a protein of 394 amino acids. Gene Ontology annotation, cellular component: plasma membrane.